Molecule: messenger RNA, 510 nt
Organism: Colletotrichum lupini
Lineage: Eukaryota; Fungi; Ascomycota; Sordariomycetes; Glomerellales; Glomerellaceae
Exons: 2
Coding region: 1-510 (169 amino acids)
Source: RefSeq, a predicted model, not a curated record
AUGGCUACCAGCCCGAAUCAAGCAUCAAGCACCGGCCAGCAGUUGUCAACGAGGGACGACGACAUCGACAACAACAACAACAACAACUACUACUACUACUACUACUACUACUACUACUACUACUACUACUACUACUACUACUACUACUACUACUACUACUACUACUACUACUACUACUACUACUACUACUACUACUACUACUACUACUACUACUACUACUACUACUACUACUACUACUACUACUACUACUACUACUACUACUACUAUAAUAACAAUAGGAGCAGCUGCUUCCGACCAGCAUCUGGUCUCUGCCUGUUGCCUUGCACACGCUGUAUGGCAGAAUUUGGUCCUCGGCAGGAUGUGCUCAUGGUAUUGCCGACUUACAGCAGAACGGGCAGCCCAUGCCAAGCAUCUACGGAUAGAAAUAUCAGCACCGGCACAGAUGCCAAGCCAGAGAUGGCUAUGGAUGAGAUAGCAUCACAGGGUGCUGUAGACUGGCAGACAGACUAA